GAAACGUGAAAACAUACACAACAACCAGAAACGUCAAAACAUACACAACAAACAAACAGAACUGCAAAAAUCAAAGUUGGCGGGAAGACUUAACUCAUCUCUGCUUUGAAAGUUAAGUUUAUACUUUUUAAUUAUUGGGUGUAGUUGAGUUAGAAGAUACAAAAAUUCCACAAUGAAAUGCAAAAUUCCUGAAAUAUCCUGGCAUAAUCGGGACCCAGUUCUAAGUGUUGAUAUUCAACCGAAAACUGAAGAAUCUUCAUUAUACCGUUUGGCAUCUGGAGGUACAGAUUCACAUGUUCUAAUUUGGAGCCUUUCUUUGAAUGAAUCUGGCGAAGUGUCGUUGGAAGUUGCCGCUGAUUUAACAAGACACCAAAGAGCUGUCAAUGCUGUAAAGUGGUCUCCAAAUGGAAAACUCUUAGCUUCUGGUGAUGACGAAAGUGUAGUGUUUAUUUGGAAGCAAAAAGACGAAAGUGAGCCCAUGAUGUACAUUUUUGACAAUACCAACGAACAGGACAAGGAAAUUUGGAUAACAAUGAAAGUUCUGCGAGGGCAUAUGGAAGAUAUAUAUGAUUUGAGCUGGUCUCCGAGUUCUCAAUUUCUUGUCAGUGGAUCUGUUGACAACACAGCCAUCAUUUGGGAUGUUCAAAAAGGGAAGUCGGUCUCGAUUCUAAAAGAUCAUAAAGGCUUUGUUCAAGGCGUGGCAUGGGAUCCUAAAAACCAAUAUAUUGCUACUCUGAGCACAGACAGAAUUUUGAGGAUCUUCGACACACAAACUAAAAAGGUGGUUCACAGAAUCAGUAAGUCAGUAUUGCCUGUGCCAAAGGAAAAUGAUUUGCAUGAGAAAAAAGUGCGUUUGUAUCAUGACGAUACGCUGCAAACAUUCUUUCGACGCUUGUGUUUCUCUCCAGAUGGGAAACUAUUAUUUACUCCAGCUGGAGUUGCUGAUUACGACGGAGCUUCGAAUGUCCUUCAUACCACUUAUGUAUACAGUCGGUUCUCCCUUAAGCAACCUUCUUUGGUUCUACCCUCACCUGAUCAGUAUACAGUUGCAGUUAAAUGUUGCCCCAUUUUAUUCAAACUACGCAACAAAGCAGAACCUGGAUCCGCUGUUAUUCCGCUUCCAUAUAGGGUGAUAUUUGCUGUUGCGACAAAGAGUUCUGUGUAUCUCUACGACACUCAGCAGAAAGUCCCGUUUGGUCUAAUUUCCAAUAUACACUAUACUCGCCUCACAGAUAUUGCUUGGUCCAGUGAUGGCAGAAUAAUGAUUGUUUCUAGUACAGAUGGAUUUUGUUCUAUUAUAACUUUUGAUGAUGGUGAAUUAGGAGAGAAAUAUGAAGACUCAAGUAUUCUUCAGCCCCUGGAGGUAACAUGUGAUAAGAAAAAUGGUAAAAACAAACAAAAAGAAAAUGUCAAUGGCAACAAGAAAUUGGAUUCUGAAAACGUGGGUAUGAUAAAUAAAAAGAUAGCAGAAACUUUAGGUUUUCCUGUAGAAAAGAUUUCACAUGAUCUUAUUAUUGACAAAGAUAUCAUAAGUUCAGAAGAAAAAUUUGAAUCCCCUGAGAAAAAGUUGCGGACAGCAACUCCGAUUCUUGUUCGAAGGCAUCCCCGAACGCCAAGUAGUAAUACUACUAAAGAUUCCUCGGACAAUGCACAGUCUAAUAAAUCACAUUUGGAAUUUAGUCCACUUUCAACACAGAAAACAACUUUAGACAAAGGAAGUAGUAAAAAAGCAACACCAAUCGCGUUUCGCCGACAACCCCGUGCGCUCAUUCCAACAGCAGUUGAAAAAACUGCUAUUGUUGAAGAAGCGAUGGAUGCUUGGCCCAUCAAAUUAGACUCGCCUGAAAAUAGUGUCGCAGUCCAACAAUCCUCAAAGUCAUCAAAUAAACUCGAUAAAAUAGAGCAAGUUAAUAGCGAAAACGCCACUUCCACAAUCAAAGAAGUACAAAACCAAGAAGCGUCAAACGAUUGCACAGAAGAUAUUCAUUUGGUAUACGAAGAAUCUGUUGACGAAACUCAAAACCAAAAAGAAGCGUUAACCGAUGGAGUAACUUCAACAAAAUCCUCACUUCUUGAAAAUAAGGAACAAUCUGCAAACUCAGAGGUGGUUGAAAAACCUUGUGGCAUUCAUGGAACUCCGGAGCGGAAAAACACAAGAAGAGUAGAAUUAAAGACUAUUUCUACCCCAAAAUCAAAAAAAAAAUUGUGAUACUUCUUUAUAGAUACAAUUUUUCUUUGCUAGUUGUAUGUUUCUUUAAUAAUACAUUUAUUUUAAAAAUAAAACGAGACAUUUGGAAAACUUAUUCUUUUAAUGUGAAUCUUAUGUUAUGACUGUCAAUAAAACAAUUGUAAAUAAAUCGUUCUAAAUUUUGCUUCAAAACUUAAA
This is a messenger RNA of Eupeodes corollae, 2386 nucleotides long. It is a transcript of the gene Caf1-105, whose product is annotated as chromatin assembly factor 1 subunit B. Gene Ontology annotation, cellular component: nucleus; CAF-1 complex. The record is from RefSeq and is a predicted model, not a curated record. Gene Ontology annotation, molecular function: protein binding. Gene Ontology annotation, biological process: nucleosome assembly; DNA replication-dependent chromatin assembly. Lineage: Eukaryota; Metazoa; Arthropoda; Insecta; Diptera; Syrphidae. Bases 173 to 2209 code for a protein of 678 amino acids. The transcript is spliced from 2 exons.